AAUUGCAGACGAUUGCGCUGCCAAAUAGGCAUUUAAAACCUAUAAAAUUAGAAUCGAGGAUCCAUUCGACGCUAUUGUUAGAGCUUGGAGGAUCGAACUUGUAAAAAAACUACUACGUUGAAGAAGUAGACGAAGGGCCGAAAUGUGGUUAAGCCCUAACAAAACCUCUGAGGAUUCACGCUCUCGGGACGAGUGAUUUUUCGAGGGAAAUGAAUCGUCGGAGUUUAAUCUCGCCGGCAGGUUUACGGCAGCUUUGCACUUCAGCCGCUGAGUUGACGCGUGGUCCUCUGAAUGAUCAGCGGCGGCUCUACCCGAGGCUGUCGGCGCUGGGUGCCUCCGGCGGUAGCGUGGCGCGGACAUUGAACCAGUUCAUCAUGGAGGGAAAGAUCGUCAAAAAAUACGAGCUCGAGAGAUGCAUAAAGGAGCUCCGGAAGUAUCGCCGGUACCACCAUGCCCUCCAGAUAAUGGAAUGGAUGGAGAUGAGGAAUAUCAACUCUUCCUUCACUGACUAUGCACUACGUUUAGAUCUUAUAUCAAAGGUUAAAGGAAUUGCUGCUGCUGAGAGUUAUUUCUGUGAUCUGUCACCAUCUGCAAAGAAUCGAUUUACUUAUGGAGCUCUUUUGAACUGCUAUUGCAAGGAAAUGAUGCAGGAAAAGGCUUUGGCUCUUUCUAAGAAGAUAGAUGAGUUAAAGUUUGCUUCCAAUUUGUCCUUUAACAAUCUCAUGACCAUGUAUAUGAGAAUGAAUCAACCGGAAAAAGUGCCUCCUCUUAUAGAUGAAAUGAAGCAGAGAGGCAUUUUUCUUAGCACGUAUACGUACAAUGUCUGGAUGAACAGCUGCGCUUCUCUGGAUGACGUUGGAAAAGUGGAAGAAAUUCUUGAGGAGAUGAAAAAUGAAGACAGAAACAAAUUUGAUUGGACGACAUUUUCUAACUUGGCUGCUAUCUAUGUCAAGGUAGGACAGCUUGACAAAGCUGAAUUAGCUCUUAAAAAGGUAGAGGAAGAGAUCAAAUCCAAUAAGCAGAAAUGUCUGGCGUACCAUUUCUUGAUAAGCCUUUAUGCAUCAACUUCUAAUCUGAGUGAGGUGAAUAGGAUAUGGAAGGCACUGAAAUCAGUCUAUCCAAUGACGAAUAAUAUAAGUUAUCUUGUCAUUCUUCAGGCUCUCAGCAAACUAAAGGAUUUUGAUGGUCUUAAAAAAACUUAUAACGAAUGGGAAUCUAGUUGCUCCAUCUUUGAUUUCCGGUUAGCAGCUGUUACCAUUGGGGCUUACCUACGCCAGGACAUGUACAAAGAUGCUGCAUUGAUCUUUGAGGAUGCCAUUAAGAGGAGUAAAGGACCUUUCUUAAGGGCCCGAGAAAUGUUCAUGAUUUAUUUCUUGAAGUUGAAGCAAGUGGAUUCGGCGCUAAGUCAUUUGGAAUCAGCUAUAUCUGAAAGCAAGGACAACGAAUGGCAUCCAUCACCGGCAAUGGUAAAUGCUUUUCUGAAGUACUUCGAGGAAGAGAAAGAUGUUAAAGGUGCUGAAGAUUUUGCCAAGAUUUUAAAGAGUUUUAAUUGUCUAGACUCCAGUGCAUACCAUCUGUUGCUCAAGACAUACGUAGCUGCAGGAAAAUCAUCCCCAGACAUGCGUCAAAGAUUGAAAGAAGACAAGAUUGAGAUAAGCAGUGAACUUGAGGAGUUACUCGAGGCGAUUUGCUAAACACAGGCUUGUAUAAGUGUUUCGUUGGUUUGUGGUUGAGUUGGACCAAUUUUGUUUUCACUUGUUAUCGUCACAAAGUUCAGGAGAAAAUUGUAGCUGUAUUCUGAAGAGGAGAGAAAAGGGGAGCAAGGAAUCUUAUAUACCAGGUAAAAUAUGUAGCUUUCCUUUAGACUUGACAAAGUCAUUCUCUUUCCCACUGAUAAUGCAUUGAUUUAGGGGCCUGAUUUUUCCUUAAUUGCCAAUGAUUUCUUCUGUGAUGGAGAAAAUGCUCUCCUUCAAUACCGUUCAAAACUUUCUACAA
Messenger RNA from Momordica charantia (bitter melon), 1995 nucleotides. RefSeq names its product Tetratricopeptide repeat (TPR)-like superfamily protein. The record is from RefSeq and is a predicted model, not a curated record. Gene Ontology annotation, molecular function: protein binding. Gene Ontology annotation, cellular component: mitochondrion. NCBI's taxonomy places the organism in Eukaryota, Viridiplantae, Streptophyta, Magnoliopsida, Cucurbitales, Cucurbitaceae.